Messenger RNA from Exaiptasia diaphana, 935 nucleotides. RefSeq lists its product as uncharacterized. NCBI's taxonomy places the organism in Eukaryota, Metazoa, Cnidaria, Anthozoa, Actiniaria, Aiptasiidae. The record is from RefSeq and is a predicted model, not a curated record. Gene Ontology annotation, molecular function: protein binding. The transcript has a single exon. Bases 235 to 681 code for a protein of 148 amino acids.
UUCGGGUUUUCAGUUGACAUGUCUGCUUAAUUGCAAAUUUAGAUUGGCUCAAGAACCUUCAGUCUGAUCUGAUCUCAUCUUAUUGUCCAUCAUUAGACGUCACGCCGAGUUGGUUGAUUUCCUGCUUUUCCGAGAAGUGACAAAUAUGCUGAUUUGCACAAUACUGACGCUUGCAUUUCUUAAGCAGGAAAAUACAUACGUUUGUGAAUUUUCAUUUUAUUUAUAACUGUCAGAAUGCCUUGGUCUGUAAGCCAGCGAAAGAGGUUAGACGUGGUUGAAAAAGGAAUUCUUGAGUCGUACUUUGGAGACAAGAUAACCUGGAAUGAUCCACAAGGAAAAACUACAGUMGAAUUGAAAAUUAGUACAAACAGCGACAAUCAUUAUACACUGAGGAUAUACCUGCCAUCAGACUACCCAAACUCAUGCCCAGAACUAACUGUGGCAUCUCCAAAAGAACUAAAAAGAAAAGAUGGAACCCCAAUGAACGGAUUUGCAUCUGAUGCAGAUCACACCUACGGAACCAAAGAUGGACUUAUCAAGAUAUGCCACUUUCAUCAAGGAAAAUGGACAAAUGAAUACACAUUGUAUCAAGUGUUUAUGAAAGGACUUCUUUGGCUAGAAGCGUACGAAUCUCACAGACAAACUGGGAAACCAAUAAGCACUUAUUUGAGAGAAAUAUGACAUUAAAUUUAUUGUUACAAUUUCAUUUUAUUAGUUUUUUCAAACGGUGGAAUCAAGUUAAGUGAAGUGCAUUGAGCAAAUUUUCCACCAUACAUAUAUGAGGCUAUGUACAUCGUUGUUACAUUAUGUCAUUACUGAGGCCGUAAACGAAAAGUUAAAUCUAUACGAUUUUGUCAUAAUGUUAAGAUAUCUAAAGAUUUGGUAAUAAGCAAGGAACGUCAAUAAAUUCAUUUGAUUGUAUUUAUAAUCCUGAA